AUGAAAAAAAUAAAAAGUUUCUAUCCUUUUGGCAAAAAAAGCAAUUAUAAUAUGCAGACAAAAGAAAUUGAUGUAGAUGAAAUAAAAAAAAUGCAAAAUGAAAAAGAAAAAAAUAUAUAUAGUACAAACAAAAAUGAGUAUGCAUUAUUACCUCGUCGAAAUAUGACCAAUUCCACUAAUCUUGUAGGUAUAAAUAAAAUAAACAAUUAUAAUCAAAUGCUCGAAUUUUACAAAAGACGCAAUGAUGAUAAUGAAAAUAUUGAAAACAAUAGAACCGGUUUAAAUAGCAAAAUGGAUAGAACCCGUUUGGGUAGGAAGGUAGAUAAAAAUAGUUCAGACAAUCGGAUUAACAUAAAUAAUUGGAGUUUCGUGAAUAAUAAAAAUGAAAAAAAUGAAAUAUAUAAUAUGAAUAAUGAUUUGACAAAUUUUAAAUUAAAAAAGGAGAAUAAAUAUAUUGAAAAUAAAACGGUGAAAGAACAUAAAUUAAUAAAAGGUAAACAAUAUAUUUAUAAAAAAUUAAUUGUUUUUGAUUAUGAUGAUACAAUAUUACCAACAAGUUGGAUAACAGCAAAGAUGAGAUUAAGUUUAUUUGAUAUGAUUCCAAGAUCGGUUCGCCAAUUAUUUCAUAAAUUAAGUAUUGUCGUUAUAAAUACAUUAAGAUUAUGUUUAACACAAGGAAAGUUAGUUAUAGUAACAAAUGCCAGUUUGGAAUGGCUAAUAAAUUCUGCUAAACAUUUUAUUCCGUUAGUUUGGUCGUUUAUUGCUCAUAAUAAUAUUAGAAUAGUAUCUGCUCGAGAUACAUUAUUUAAUACAUUUGUAGAUCCAAAAGAUUGGAAGAAAGUUAUAUUUCAUCAAAUAAUUAAUGAAUUGUUAUCACCAUAUUUAUAUAAUACCUCGUUUAUAUGUUUUAUUUAUUCAGUAGGAGAUGGAAAUGAUGAAAGAAAUGCUUGUUUUUUUAUAUCCCAAUUAAAUCAAUAUUCUUCUUGUGUAUUUAAAUCAUUAAAAUUUUUACCUGAGCCAACAUGCCAAAAAUUAAUAGCAGAACAUGAACUUUUUUCGUAUUUUAUUAAUACCCCCAAUAAUUCAUCUAAUAUGUUGAAUUGCAAUUCUCCUGAACGCCCAGUAUUUCCAAUUAAUUUCAAGGAUCGAAAUGCAAUAAAAAAUUUAUAA
This is a messenger RNA of Plasmodium vinckei vinckei, 1170 nucleotides long. RefSeq names its product HAD domain ookinete protein, putative. Bases 1 to 1170 code for a protein of 389 amino acids. NCBI's taxonomy places the organism in Eukaryota, Apicomplexa, Aconoidasida, Haemosporida, Plasmodiidae. The transcript has a single exon. The record is from RefSeq and is a predicted model, not a curated record.